UGGUGUCAUUUGAAAUAUCGGGGCUUCUUUGUGAUUGCAUUAUUUGUUUUCAAGCAAACCUUGCUGCUUCAACUGUAAAGCAAAACAUGAUGAAAACGCAUUAUUAUUCAUUUAUUCUAUAUUUUCUAGUAGAAUGUUUGCUGUAUUAUAGAAAGGAACAACGGAUUAUAUAAAUUUUUUUCGGGAGACUUGUGUCCAUGCCAAUCAAAUAUUUACUGAUACAAAGCUCUCUCUAGACGUAAAAUCUGUACGGCGUUUUACAACAAAACGUCAAGUAUCGGGCCAUGUUCGCUCAUCGAACACAAUCAACGCCCUAUAUAAGAGACAGCAUCACAGACCAAUCAUAUCAUCACAAUCUAGACUUUGUAUAUAAGAGGAAGAUGAGAGACCGGGUGAUCCCAUCACCAGGAGUGAUGUACGCGGAAAAAGUUCUUCGGGACCAUCGCUUGCAACAGUGAGUUCGACACGUCUUCAUCGUUGCAGAGCGGCCUUUGGGUGAGCACGAUUGUUGAGAAAUGUACGAUUUUAUCGUUUCCUCCUCGAAGGAGGUGAGGGGUCGUUAAAGCAUUUAUGUUGUAUUUAUGGAGGUGUUAAUAGCUGGACAGCUUAGAUACAACAUAGAAAUAACAUCGUUCCAACAGGCAUAACAUCUAAAAAUAUCAUGGACGACAAUCUUACGGAAUCUUUUGGAUCGUUGCAGAAUCAGUGUUUUUCUUGGAUGUUGAACAGCCUUACACGACCCAAUGUGACGCUGGAGGAAAUAAACCAGCAACACACACGUCGUUUCUACGGAGGCCUGGCGUUGCUAGGCUUUGUCAUUGUGGCGGGAAUGAUUGGGAAUGUGCACGUGUUGGUCCUGUACUACCGGAAAUUUAAGGUCUCCAACUACCGUCUGUUCAUAAUCUGGCUGAGUUGUCUGGGCAUACUUAACUGCUGUAUCAGUGCCCCUCUCAUUAUAUUUUAUCUGGUGCACUCGAUGACGUACCCGUCAAAUGGGUUCUGUAAGUUUACCCGGUUCAUUUUGUACUUUUUUGCCGUAGCCUCUACUUCCGCUAUGGUUGUCAUAGCAAUUGAGCGAUACCGAAAAAUCAUGACUCCACAUUCAACGCAGAUUUCUCUAAGGAUGGCAAAGAUAAUGUGCCUUUUUAGUCUGGUUGUUGCAGGAUUUCUGUCGUGGCCAGCUCCCAUUCUAUUUGGAAUAACUCGAGUUCCAACCGGGGUAAGAGGUCUAGACGGAACGCGUUGUUUAAUGGACGACACUUACAAAGAUACGGUCUAUAUGCCGAUUUACCAUUUCUCCACGCUUCUUUAUUUUGUGAUAGUCUCCAUUUGGCUUAUUGUUGUGUACGUCUGUAUCGCCAAAAGAGUCCUGAAGUCUGGAAAAUUCAAAGACCGGGUAAGCUCCGUGGCCCUGAAUCCGAAUGCCAGUACGCGAGGGUCCAACGGAAGUUGCAUUUCCAAAUCGGUCACUAAAACGUUCACGUUUCUGGCCGUGACAUUCGCUUAUAUUGCUUGCGCCACUCCUCAUCACGUGUUGGCGCUGCUUUUCUUCCUGACACGUGACCUGGACUGUAAGCUCUCCCUUCCAGAGGCCCAGGUUUACUAUACCUUUGUGUGGUCGUACUUCCUGAAUGGAGCCAUCAACCCGUGUAUCUAUGCUUACCGUGACAGGAAGUUUCGGGAGGAACUGAAGUCACUGUACGGGCGUUGUCGAACACCGUACAGUGCGGACAAAUGAUGCAGUGUAACAUCGUCAUGUAAUACUGUUCACAAUCAUGUCAUUGUUUUUCAUGCUCAAAUGUUCAUUCUAGUGUGAGAAUAAGCUUCAUGUUUCUAAUGCAGUAAAGUGUGCGUUAUAAUGUUUUAUUUUUAUAAAUAGAACCAGCAAAGUGACGUAGGCCUGUUUUUUUCAUUGCUGACCACUCAGCCAUGGCUCUUUGAAAUAAACAAGAUUUGUCUGACUUUUGAGCGAAGACUACGCAAUCAGUGCAUAUUUCGCUUGAAACCAGCGUCAUUUUUACUUGUUUUGACGCAAGAAAUAAAUAGUAACGUCCUACUGAAAGUCCAAGGCUUUGUUAAAAUGGUUCUAUGUGAUGGAACAUUGGAGUACGGAAACUGUAGUUUGCCUUUCCACUGCCUUCUUUGCCUUAAUUGAUAGGAAAAUAGGUUUGAUUUAUAAAUUCCAUGUUAAUCUUACGCACAAAAAUAUACCCAAAUUGAACGUGUACAUAUGUAAACAAACGUGUACAUGUGAACAUCGUGUGGAUCCGCGGAAAUCUAUGUUAUCAUUUAAAGUUGAAAUCGUCAGAAACAAGAAUGAAGAACCAAAACUCCCCGUAUGAUAGAUUUUUUAAUAUAUAGUAAAAUGAUGGCCGCAUGCGUCAAUCACAACAGUUACUAGCUUUAAGUAAAUACAUGUACAUCACCAAUAUAAACUACAAUUUCUUAUAUUGAGUUCAUGCUGGUCGAUGCAUGCAGCCCAUGUUCCCUACAAAGACAAAGAAAAUGCCAAUGUUCAGAGGAAAAGGCUGGAAAUACCCGUGAUGUCAUAAAUAGUCUUGUAUUCAGAUAAUGAUUGGUUUCAUACUACUUAUUAAGUCUUAAAUUACAUACAAUCUUGUUCCUGAUGAUGUUAUUUUAUAUUUCGUUUAAAAUUUGGGCCAAAUAAUAAAACUAGACGCCAAAUGAAUUUUUUUUGGCGGAUUUAGGGUGGGUUUAUAAUAAAAUAAUACAGUUGUCAUAAACUGCAUGUCCUUAGUACUUACCAUAGGUAGAUUCGGUAAAUUCAAAUACAUGUACGUGUACUAUACAGUAUACUAGUAAGUAUUUGUAUGGAUUGUAAUUCUUCGUGUCAAACAAGAGAGUGGUUCAACGUGCAACUAGUGAUUUUGACUACUUUGUUUGUUUUCCAUUCGAGGAAACAUCGUCCAAACAUCCAUGUCUGUCUGUGAUAGCGCGUUGUGUUUGUAAAUUGUAACAACUUUGUGCACUAAUGAAAAUAAA
Magallana angulata is the source of this 3003-nucleotide messenger RNA. RefSeq names its product G-protein coupled receptor 83-like. Gene Ontology annotation, molecular function: G protein-coupled receptor activity. NCBI's taxonomy places the organism in Eukaryota, Metazoa, Mollusca, Bivalvia, Ostreida, Ostreidae. The transcript is spliced from 2 exons. The record is from RefSeq and is a predicted model, not a curated record. Bases 662 to 1738 code for a protein of 358 amino acids. Gene Ontology annotation, cellular component: membrane. Gene Ontology annotation, biological process: G protein-coupled receptor signaling pathway.